Molecule: messenger RNA, 1381 nt
Organism: Oncorhynchus kisutch (coho salmon)
Lineage: Eukaryota; Metazoa; Chordata; Actinopteri; Salmoniformes; Salmonidae
Product: transcription cofactor HES-6
Exons: 4
Coding region: 286-984 (232 amino acids)
Biological process (GO): regulation of DNA-templated transcription
Molecular function (GO): DNA binding; protein dimerization activity
Source: RefSeq, a predicted model, not a curated record
UCUGAUUGGCUCUCACGGUGUGUACAAUGUUGUCCGCUGGCUAGUACAGACAAACCACACAUUCAUAUGCAAAUUAGUCCUUAUAAAUAGCUACACCAGCUCUUUAGCGCCAGCAGUACGUUUAUCGACGAUUGUACAAUAAUCACAGGGCGUUUCGCCUGUCGUGUUUAGAUUUUCUCUGACCGGGUCCGUUUGCCAGCUGCUCUCUUUCACGGAUCGGGAAAAUAGCAGUGGAAUACAAACUGGGAUCUCAGACUGACUGCACUGCUCGGGCUCAAAACCAACAUGGCCCCCUCGGCUCUGCACAUCAAGAACGGAUUUGGCAUGGAUGAGGAUGACUACUACGGGAUUAAUAAAGGGGAUAGAAAGGCAAGAAAACCUUUGGUGGAGAAGAAGAGGCGUGCUCGUAUCAAUGAGAGUUUGCAGGAGCUCCGGACCUUGCUCGCUGACACCGACUCAAAGGUGGAGAACGCAGAGGUACUGGAGAUGACGGUGAAAAAAGUGGAGCAUAUUCUCAAGGAUCGUCCCCAAGAGACUGACAUCAUGAACCGGGAGGCCAGCGAGAGGUUUGCAGCAGGCUACAUCCAGUGCAUGCAUGAGGUCCAUAUGUUUGUGUCCAACUGUCCCGGGAUAGACGCGACGGUGGCGGCCGAGCUACUGAACCACCUGCUGGAGAGUAUGCCCUUGAACGAGGAUCACUCCCAGGACAUGGUUAUGGAUAUAAUAUCGGACACUUCCAGCAACAACGGCAGCACUUGGCAAGCCGGCGAGGCAGUGUGCGCGGCACUAGCCUCACCCGGAUGCAGGAGUAUAUCCAGCGGCUCUUCCUCGGCCCUCUCCCCCGUCGCCUCCACCACCUCCAGUGAGGACCUGUGCGAGACAGACAGCGAGCACAACCAGGGCGCUACCGACGCACUGGGGAACCAACAGGCCCAGAACAUGCCCACUAUCAGCUACUACAAGUCCAUGUGGAGGCCCUGGUAGUGGCCCGUUCUGGUAAACUGUCCGCCUUUGGGAUUUAAUAGAAACGUUUGGAGUCUACCUGGCCCCAGGUUGUGACAUCAUCUGUUACAUACCUGGAAAGCGCUUGUCGCUGGAAAUUCACUUCCUACUUUUGCGCAAUUGGGAACUGCACAUGUUUGGUUUUGUAAAUAUCUUAAUAUGUAAAGAGGAUUUGCAUAAGAAAAAGCUAUUGUGAUGCCUUGAAUAGGCUAUAAAAAAUGUUUCCAGUUAAGAUUCGUACAGAAAAGGCCCUUGUUUACUCGCCCUGUAACCUUUAAAAGAAACACGUAUAUUUCCCUAAACACUUGACGCUGUAACAAUGUGUAGAAUGUCUUGUCCUUAAAAUGUCAAUGUGAUUAAUAAAAUAAUUUAAUGAAAA